AUGACGGUCAAGCGCUCCUUCAUUUCCAAGGACCGGGUCGAGAAGUCGAUCAGAUCGGCCAAGAAGGUUUUCAGUGGGCACGGACGUGUGAGAGCGAAGAAGAUGCAGGAGAGAACGGAUAGUCCGCCGACGGACAGUCCCCUCUUGAGCCCUAUAGUCAGUCUGAUUGUAGGACCGGACCAGCGUCUAUUCGUGGCUCACGAAGAUGUCCUGUGCCGUUCACCGUUCUUCGCGGCCAUGCUUCGGGACCAGUUUGUAGAGAACGCCAUGGACAUGGCCAUAGCCUUACCAGAAGAAGAGCCCGAAAUCUUGUCUUGCGUUCUUGAAUUCCUCUACAAGGGUGAUUACUUCCCUCGCCUGUUCCGCAACAAGGACACCAACACCUGGGACCUCGAGAAUGCCCACCUAGACGGUUAUGGAUCUAGCGAAGCCACCAUCUUCCUGUCCGGCCUCCCCGGCCUCGUCCUCCGGGACACGGCAGUGUACUGCGCCGCAGAGAAGUACGGCCUCGAGGGGCUGAAGCGACUCGCGCUGCGCAAGCAGGGCCACCAGAGCGGGAUCCCAAUCGACGUGAUCCUGCGGUCUGCGCGGUACGCCUACGACAACACGCCGGAUUCGGAGUAUCGGCUUCGUGCUCACUACCUGGCUAUGAUCAUUCGCACGAGGCAUAUCUUCAAGAGUAGCGGUACCAUGCAGGUGGAGAUGGAGUUGGGGCAUCCGUUCUUCUUUGAUCUGUUUGUGGCUAUGUGUAAUCAUAUGGAUGAUCUUGAGAUGAAGUCAGGCAUUUUGCCCUCGAUUGUGUUAUUUCGACCUGAUUCUUGGAAAUACUUGCUAACUCUGGACUUGAUACAGCAUCAGCUCAUCGCCCAAUAUGACCUAGACGAUGACAUGCAAUACAUCCAGACACCAAAGAACCAGAUUGAAAAUACUCCAGACUUCAGAUUGCACCGUCUGGCUCUUCUGUUUGCCCUGACCCAGAACACCAAAAACCACCAAAUAAAAAUAAGAAAAAGAAAAACCAAACCCAAGUCAAACUACGCCAUUCCAUUCUCGAGGCCGGCCGACCUUUCAAAUGAAGCGAUUGGAACAAUCGCAAUUUUAAUACCAGCCAUUUCUGAUUUGUUUACUGUCUCUUGUGAUGCAAUGCGUUGA
Aspergillus affinis is the source of this 1152-nucleotide messenger RNA. RefSeq lists its product as uncharacterized. The record is from RefSeq and is a predicted model, not a curated record. Gene Ontology annotation, molecular function: protein binding. Bases 1 to 1152 code for a protein of 383 amino acids. NCBI's taxonomy places the organism in Eukaryota, Fungi, Ascomycota, Eurotiomycetes, Eurotiales, Aspergillaceae. The transcript has 3 exons.